Ochotona princeps (American pika) is the source of this 927-nucleotide messenger RNA. RefSeq names its product vomeronasal type-1 receptor 90-like. The transcript has a single exon. Gene Ontology annotation, molecular function: pheromone receptor activity. NCBI's taxonomy places the organism in Eukaryota, Metazoa, Chordata, Mammalia, Lagomorpha, Ochotonidae. Gene Ontology annotation, biological process: G protein-coupled receptor signaling pathway. The record is from RefSeq and is a predicted model, not a curated record. Gene Ontology annotation, cellular component: membrane.
AUGAGUAAGAACAAUAUAAUGUGUAGUCUUAUUAACGUAAGAAAUGCCUUUUUGGUUGAAGUCAGCAUUGGGAUUCCAGCCAAUGCCAUCCUUCUGCUCUUCCACAUCCUCAUGUUCUUGCUAAAGCACAGACCCAAGCCCACCGACCUCACCAUCGGGCACUUGGCCCUCAUCCACCUGGUGAUGCUGAUCAUCAUCGGGGUCAUAGCCAUGGAUGUGUUUGAGUCUCAGGAGCAAUGGGACGACAUCACGUGUAAGGCAGUCAUCUUCUCCUACCAGGUGCUGCGGGGCCUCUCCCUGUGCAACACCUCCCUGCUCAGUGUCCUCCAGGCCAUCACCCUUAGCCCCAGGAGCUCCUGGUUGGCCAAGUUCAAACAGACCUCCACACAUCACAGCCUGCACAGCUUUUUCUUCAUCUGGGUCUUCAAUUUGUCCAUGAGUGCUCGAUUCUUAAUCUCCAUUGCUGCCACAACAAAUCACACAGCCAGGAAUGUUUUGUUAGUCACUAAAUCCUGUUCUCUCUGGCCCCUGAGUUACUUAUUCAGGCACAUGUUGUCCAUGUUGGGGCUCUUCCGGGAUGUCUCCCUCACAGGGCUCAUGGCCCUCUCCAGUGCCUACAUGGUGACCCUCCUGUGCAGGCACAAGAGGCAGUCCCAGCACCUUCACAGCACCAGCCUUUCUCCAAGAGCCUCCCCAGAGCUCAGGGCCACCCGCACCAUCCUGCUGCUCAUGGGUGUCUUUGUGCUCCUGUACUUGACGGACUGCAUUGUGUCUGCCUUCUCAGGGAUGGCAUGGAAUGACGCAGUUCAUUUGUGUGUCCAGAUGUUUGUGGGCAAUGGCUAUGCCACCAUUGGGCCUUUGGUGCUAAUCAGUAGUGAAAAACGAAGGGUUAAGUUUUUGCAAUCCUUGUGGUAGAAGGAAGGCUAA